AUGAUUUUACUAUUAUCAUUUUUUAAUUGUUUUUUAACAGCAGAAGUACUCAAUCUCACAACUAAGACACUCCCCAUCAAGGAUUCGUAUGGAGGAACUAUUGAGGUUAUUUAGGGAUCGGAGUAUAAACUCAAAAACUUCGAAAAUGCUGAAUAUGCUAUAAAUAUAGAAUUGAAAAAAAAUACUACAUCUCCAAAGGACAUAUGCUUUUCUAAAUAAAGUACCAUCCACUUUGGAGAUUAUGAAAGUCACCAUAAAGUUAUCUACAAUUCUACCAUAAAUCCUGACGAAGAACAUGCCAAUGAUCCAUCAUACUAUUUAAGCUCUCCAAUUAUGACUAACAUGGUUCACACUAAACAGGGGUUAGCUAUUGUAACUAGUGACCAUAAUUUACUUAAUUACAAGGUCAUUCAAAAUUAUAGUAGCAAGACAGGUUUCUCCACUCAAUUACUUUCCACUGUUGAUUUUAAGGAAUUAAGAAAACAUGCUACUGAAUUAGAAAUACCUUAGAUUAUUUAUGUGCCUUUUAAUGAAUACAUUUAUAUCAUUUAUUCAGACCAAAUUAUAGGAGGUAAAGCUGAAAAUAAUAUUGAAUUGGCAGUCAUCCAAUUUUCAGGAUUUUAAACUCAAAACUGCUACAUCAAUUAAAUCAAAGUAUAUCACAACUUCCUAUUUAUACCUGCUGGUUCAGACGGUUUACAUAUAUACAGAUUCCAAGCAUCUGGUUAAAUCAAUUACGAUAAUACUCUUUCCUCAUCAAAUUUAUUCUUUAAAGUUGUUCCCAUUCAUUUAACUGAUAUAGUCUUCUCUACUUCUAAUUAAACCUAUGCGUAUAUAUUAGACUAACUGAAUGGAGUAACAAGGUUUUUGGUGUAGACUGAUAAACUGAAAAUUGAAUUGAUCAGAGAUAAUUUAUUUGGAUUAGUUCCAAUAAAAAAUGCAAUGAGUUUGGCAGUAUCCCCUGAUGAAUUUCUCCUGGUGCUCAAAUAAGUGGGCGUAUUUCAAUAAUUGAUUGAAGUAGGCUUAUCCAAUUCAGAAUGGUUUUUCCUCAAAACACAUCAUCUGACAGGCCAAUAUUUUGAUAUUGAUAUUGGUCCAAUCUUUGUUCUUUUAAGAGGAAAGGAUGAGCAUAGAAUUAUACGAGUAGGUAUAUAUGAGGAGUUCGAACCUGACUAUGUAUUCUAUUCCUAAGAUGAUUAAUAUACUGAGAAAGCAAACUCUUUUCACGAAUAAUAUGUGUUCAUUCCAAAAUUACAAGAUGUAGAGUUUUACAAUGAUAACUUUGCCAUAGGUAAUGAUCCAUCCAAGUGGUCAUUCAAUCAAUCCUAUCCAUUUAUUUUAGGAUUAACUCAACAUACUAUUGUAGAGAUUCCCUACAUUAGUCAACCACCCUAUGUGUAUUGUUCUCCUAGCUCUGAUGAAGAUAUCGGAAUAGUCUAUCAAUAUGAUAUCAAUUUAUACUCUACUGCCUGUCCAGACAAGGACAAAUAUUUAGAAGAAAAUCCUACUAUCCCUUUUCAAACUGUCUAAUGUCUCUAUUAGGAGUCUUUCAAGGUCAAAGCAAUACAAGCAUAAGGGAAAUUGUAUGAUACAUAGUUUUAAGUCGUCAUCAUAAUUUGCUUAAUUUUGAUUUUAACUGCCGUAAUCUUUACAAUGAUUAUCUUGUACAGAAGAUAUCAUAAGCAAGAGGAAAGUUUAACCAGCAGCAUUUAAGGAUUUGAAAACAGCAGAGGAUAUGAUUUUGAACCAAAUGAAGGCCCUUAAUGA
Molecule: messenger RNA, 1767 nt
Organism: Paramecium tetraurelia
Lineage: Eukaryota; Ciliophora; Oligohymenophorea; Peniculida; Parameciidae
Exons: 2
Source: RefSeq, a predicted model, not a curated record